Antechinus flavipes (yellow-footed antechinus) is the source of this 2311-nucleotide messenger RNA. RefSeq names its product gamma-aminobutyric acid type A receptor subunit gamma3 (gene GABRG3). Bases 754 to 2154 code for a protein of 466 amino acids. The record is from RefSeq and is a predicted model, not a curated record. Gene Ontology annotation, cellular component: dendrite membrane; synapse; neuron projection. Gene Ontology annotation, molecular function: inhibitory extracellular ligand-gated monoatomic ion channel activity; transmitter-gated monoatomic ion channel activity involved in regulation of postsynaptic membrane potential; GABA-gated chloride ion channel activity. Gene Ontology annotation, biological process: signal transduction; gamma-aminobutyric acid signaling pathway; monoatomic ion transmembrane transport. The transcript is spliced from 10 exons. Lineage: Eukaryota; Metazoa; Chordata; Mammalia; Dasyuromorphia; Dasyuridae.
GUGAGCGCGCGCGCGCGCCUGCCUGCCAGCGUCCUCACUUCUAAAGACAAAUCCACCGGGCGGCAAUUCCGCUCCUUCAGGGAAUACCUGUUGGCCCGGGCUCUGAGCCAAGGUGUUAUUGGGGACCUGGUUGCGUGUGGGUCUGUGGCGGGCUGCCCUCGCUGAUUUUGGAUGCUGGCGCCUUGCUGUUGUUAGCACUGCAACCGCUGCUAGUGUCUUCUUCGGCUCCCGCAGUCCCAGCUGCUUCUCCUGCCUAGUGGAGAACAGGUGCCUCACCUCUGGACUUGGCGCCCCAGUUGCCCGACUCCCAGGAGCCUGGGGAAUCUUCUUAGGGCUUGCUCCUGUACUCUGGGUUCAUGCCCUGCAGGGAAAUAGGAAAUACUAUUGACUGACUGUUGUGGGGCAGUGGGAAGGUUAGCAAAGCAGAGGGCUGGAGGGGGUAGGGAGCGCUGAAGGGCUAGAAGGAAAGGGCGGAAGCUUCACACCUGUCAGAUCCAAGCAAGCCCUCUCUGCACUUGCAUCAAGAAAGCUGAGUCCCGGUCUUGUCAAGCUAGGUGAUCGGAGCCGCAGAGAGGAAACAGGGGGUGUGCACAGACUCCCCCAACAACGGACUCACUUCCCCUCUUUUCCUUUACUCAGAUUAUCACCUCGCUGCUUCCCUCCUUGGCUCCUCACUAUCUCUCGGUUCAGGAUUUUUCUGCAGCAUUUCUCGCACCCAGCUCCAUCUAUCUGGAAAGCAACGUUAGUUAAACCAUGGCUCCUAAACUGCUGGUGCUCUUCUGCCUCCUCUCCGGCCUCCACGCACGGUCUAGAAAGAUUGAAGAUGAUGAGUAUGAAGAUCUGUCUUAUAAUCAGAAGUGGGUCCUUGCUCCAAAAACUCAAGACACCGAUGUGACUCUUAUACUCAACAAGUUACUAAGAGAAUAUGACAAAAAGCUGAGGCCAGAUAUUGGACUCAAACCAACAGUUAUUGAUGUUGACAUUUAUGUUAACAGCAUUGGACCUGUAUCAUCAAUAAAUAUGGAAUACCAAAUUGACAUAUUUUUUGCUCAGACUUGGACAGACAGUCGCCUUCGAUUCAAUAGCACAAUGAAAAUACUAACUCUGAACAGCAAUAUGGUUGGGUUAAUCUGGAUUCCAGAUACCAUCUUCCGGAACUCGAAAACUGCAGAAGCUCACUGGAUUACCACUCCUAACCAACUCCUUAGAAUAUGGAAUGAUGGGAAAAUAUUGUAUACUUUAAGGCUUACCAUCAAUGCGGAAUGCCAGUUGCAGCUUCAUAAUUUUCCAAUGGAUGAACAUUCGUGUCCACUGAUAUUCUCCAGCUAUGGCUACCCUAAGGAAGAAAUGAUUUAUAGAUGGAGGAAAAAUUCAGUGGAGGCUGCUGAUCAGAAAUCAUGGCGACUUUAUCAGUUUGACUUCAUGGGUCUCAGGAACACAUCUGAAAUUGUGAAAACUUCUGCUGGUGAUUAUGUAGUCAUGACUAUUUAUUUUGAUUUGAGCAGAAGAAUGGGCUACUUCACUAUUCAGACAUAUAUUCCUUGUAUACUAACAGUCGUUUUAUCCUGGGUGUCUUUUUGGAUUAAAAAAGAUGCCACACCAGCAAGAACAGCCUUAGGGAUCACUACCGUAUUGACUAUGACAACUCUGAGUACCAUAGCACGGAAGUCCUUACCUCGAGUGUCCUACGUCACUGCCAUGGACCUGUUUGUGACUGUGUGCUUUUUAUUUGUCUUCGCGGCUCUGAUGGAAUAUGCUACUCUUAACUACUAUUCAAGCUGCAGGAAACCAAACUGUGCCAAGAAGAAAAAGUCGUUAAUGCACUCAGAGACAACUGAAUGGGUCCAUGAAAGAAUACGCACACACACCCACAGCAACUAUUCUGUCCUGGAUAUGAGACCACCUCCUACAGUGAUCCCUCUGAAUAAUUCCAUGUACUGGCAGGAAUUUGAAGAUACGUGUGUCUAUGAGUGUUUGGAUGGCAAAGACUGUCAAAGCUUCUUCUGCUGCUAUGAAGAAUGUAAAUCAGGCUCCUGGCGGAAAGGACGGAUUCACAUAGAUAUCUCAGAGCUGGACUCAUAUUCCCGAGUCUUUUUCCCAACCUCUUUCCUUCUCUUUAACUUGGUCUACUGGGUUGGAUACCUCUAUCUUUAAAUAUAAACAGUAACAGUGAAGACUGAAGUGGUUUUCACACUUUUUCCUUUCUUCAACAUUGGCAAAUAUUUAGUAGCAAAGGAGGACACUGGUCAGUUUCAUAUCUAUUAUAAAAACUUAUUAUCUAUGAUUAUUAAAGGAUCUCACCAAGGUUUUA